Messenger RNA from Drosophila montana, 1346 nucleotides. RefSeq names its product protein SREK1IP1. Gene Ontology annotation, molecular function: nucleic acid binding; zinc ion binding. The transcript has 2 exons. The record is from RefSeq and is a predicted model, not a curated record. NCBI's taxonomy places the organism in Eukaryota, Metazoa, Arthropoda, Insecta, Diptera, Drosophilidae. The coding region runs from base 119 to 970 and encodes 283 amino acids.
CAACAACAAUAGCCGCCGUGUGGUUGUUAAAGCAGACCAGACUAAGCCAGUGCCGCUGUCACGUCAAUUAAUGGACAACUAAUAUUAAAUAGAACAGAAAUUAACUCUGGCUAGUAAGAUGAACUUCCCGCUGUCGAAUGCCAACAAGGAUACGCUGCGAGCGGCCUGCAAGAAGUGCGGCUACGCAGGUCACCUGACUUACCAAUGCCGCAAUUUUCUCAAGGUGGAUCCCAACAAAGAAAUACUGCUCGAUGUGGAAAGCACCAGCUCGGACUCGGAACUCGACUACUUGACACCGCUAACAGAGCUGCGGGCCCAGGAGCUCAAAGGCGCCGGCGGCGGUGGGGGCGACAUUGUACCAGCUGCAGCGGCAGCAGCAGCAGCAGCAGCAACAACAAAAACAACUGCAAGCAAGCCAGAUAAGAAAAGCAGCAACAAAUUAAGUAGCAGCAAACGCAGCAGCAGCAGCAGCAAAACAGGCGUCACCUCAGCGACAAAGCACACAAAAACCGAACGGCACAAGAAGCGCAAGAGAAAGAGCAAGAAGCACAAGGAGGUGAAGAUAAAGGCCAGCAGCAAGGAGUUGGCCAAAAAGCAUAAGAAUAAACGCAGCAGCAAGAAAUCAAAGCGUCGUCGAGCUGCCAGCACCAGCAGCAGCAGUUCCAGCAGUAGCUCAUCCACAUCCACAUCGGACAGCGACUCGUCGAGCUCUGAUUUGUCCAGCAGCGAUACAGAAUCGGAUUCCAGCGACAACGAAGAGUCCAGCACCAGUGAGUCGGAUGAGUACGGACGCAAAAAGAAGCGUCAGGGCAAAUACAAACGCAAAGCGGAGACGUCAGCGCCGCGCCGCAAAAAGGCAAAGGCCAAACGCAAGCGACAUCGUGUCGGCGGCGGCGGCGCCAGCGGCGCCGGCAAUGGACCAGGCGCCAGCAAUUACCUCAGCAGCCUCAGCGAUAGCAGCACCAACUAGCAACGACUACCCAAAGCACUUUAUGGCAUUUAGUUUGUUUAACAUAUUAGUUAAAAGGAAAACAAAAGAGAGGACGAGUUGAAAAUAGAGCAACCUAGGCUAGUUAUAUACGAUAUAUAAAUACAUAUAUUACAUCUAAAGCCAAUGUGAGCACACCUGGCGGGCAGUCCAGCUAAACUGCGCUUCCUCAAUUGACAGCAGACUGUUCCCACACACACACAAGCACACACACACACACCCUCACAGACACACACACAUUUAGACUUGUCUUAGUGUUAAGUUAACGAUCCUCCUAAAAAUGUUUCCAUUAUUUGCAAAUACAACAAAUUAGAAUGUACAAAUUUGUUUAAUACAUAAAUCUACAUCUACAUAUGUA